Molecule: messenger RNA, 4074 nt
Organism: Serinus canaria (Common canary)
Lineage: Eukaryota; Metazoa; Chordata; Aves; Passeriformes; Fringillidae
Gene: PCGF2
Product: polycomb group ring finger 2
Exons: 8
Coding region: 1435-2880 (481 amino acids)
Biological process (GO): negative regulation of transcription by RNA polymerase II
Cellular component (GO): PRC1 complex
Molecular function (GO): promoter-specific chromatin binding
Source: RefSeq, a predicted model, not a curated record
CGGGGCGGCCCCGGGGGCUGCGGCGGGGCCGGGGUUCCGUGGGACCCGAGGCUUUGUUCCCCCGCAAGGGAAAGCGCGGCCGUUAUCGCCCGGGUUAUUAGAACCGGUUCGCGCCGGUGGCUCGGGCUCCCCCCUCCCGCCGAGCCCCGGGGCCGCCACUGGCGGCUGCGAGCACCGAAAGCAGCAAAAUCCCCCCCAAAACGCAGCCGUCCCCGGUGCCCGGUCCCGUGAGGGGGGAUGGAGACAGGGCACCACGGGACCCCCGACACGGGGAGGGGCUGGCAGGGCCCCUGUCCAUCCCCUGGGGCUGGGGGCAGCACCCGGGGGAGGGGGGCUGAGCUGGGAGGGGUUUUGGGGCUCCCCAACCCCCCCGGGGCUCCUGAGCCCCCCUUGGCUGCUGCCCCUCCAGCACAGCGGUGUCCCCAUCCCUGCAGCAUCCUAGUCCCAAUGGUGUCCCUGUGGUGUCCCCACUCCUGCAACACCUCCAUCCCAGUCCCAGUGACGUCCUGUCCCUGACACAUCCCAGCAGUGUCCCCAUCCCUGGUGCGGGUGUCCUUGUGUGUGUGUACUGUAGCCCAUACAUGUCCCUGCAUGUCACGCAUGUGUCACUGUGUGUCCCUGUGUGUCACACACAUGUCGCUGUGUGUUGCACUAGUGUCCGUGUGUGUCACAUGCAUGUCACGAGUGUGUCACUGUGUGUCACUGUGUGUCUCACGUGUGUCCCUGCAUGUCACUGUGUGUCCCUCUCUGUGUCCCCGUGUGUCACACGCAUGUCCCCGCAGUCGUGCGGUGCCACCGCUGGUGCCUCGGCCCUGCCGCCGCCGUGCCCCGCUCAUCUCCAUGACCCCUGGACUCCUCGUCGCCUGUCGCCUGGCCUCGGGUGGCAGUGACAAUAUCCCGGCUGCUGUCCAGGUGUCGGGGUUGUCAUGGAAACAACGAAACGGCGGCGAUCCCGCGCUCCGGCGGCUCCCGCUGGAACCGGGGAAGCGCCGGCGGCUCCCGGUGUCAACCUCGCCCGCCGGGCCCCUCUGGGUGUCCCUGCCCGGGGGAGGUGGCCGACGUCGGGCUUGGGGAUUUUCUGUACGAAAACCCCUGGAAUUUUGGCUGGAAAUGCCUUUUCCACGGAACCAACCCAAAAUGCACUUCUUUGGGGGGUGUGUGUGCACAGCCACAGAUGGGGGUUUGCUGACAGGGAGGAUUUGUCGCUGCUUGGAGGUGUCCCAGCGUGUUGGGGACCCACUUGGGGACACCCAGGGACACCCAGGGGUGAGGCGGGGGGGCUGGGCAGCUCCUGAAGCCGGGGGUGGCAGGGGAGGGGGGUGGCUACAGGGCUGGGAGUGACAAGUGACAGUCCCCACCGUGUCCCCUCCAGCGGCUCCUGCAGGUCCCAUCUGAGGGGACCGCGGGGGGUUCCCGCCCUGGGGCUCCUCCAAGAUGCACAGGACCACCCGGAUAAAGAUCACGGAGCUGAACCCACACCUGAUGUGCGCCCUCUGCGGCGGCUACUUCAUCGACGCCACCACCAUCGUGGAGUGCCUGCACUCCUUCUGUAAAACCUGCAUUGUUCGUUACCUGGAGACCAACAAGUACUGCCCCAUGUGUGACGUGCAGGUGCACAAAACCCGGCCCCUGCUCAGCAUCCGGUCGGACAAAACUCUCCAGGACAUCGUGUACAAGCUGGUCCCCGGGCUUUUCAAAGAUGAGAUGAAGAGGAGGCGCGACUUCUAUGCUGCCUACCCGGUGGCCGAGGUGUCCCAGCCUGCUCCCUCCCCCAGUCCGUGUCCCUGUCCCGCAGUUCCCCUGGGCUCACAGGAGGAGCGUGGUGAGGUGGCCGAGCGAGAGCAGGGCGCGGGGUCCGAGGAUGACAUCGUCAGUCUGUCCAUCGAGUUCCACCGGGACUGUAGGGAGGAGCAGAAAGGCACCGUGGAGAACGGGGACCUGGACAAGGACAAGGCGCCGCCGUGCCCGCCCGGCCCCGGGCUGCGCUUCCUGCGCUGCCCCGCGGCCAUGACCGUGCUGCACCUGGCCAAGUUCCUGCGCAACAAGAUGGACGUGCCCAGCAAGUACCGGGUGGAGGUGCUGUACGAGGAUGAGCCCCUGAAGGAAUAUUACACCCUGAUGGACAUUGCCUACAUCUACCCCUGGAGGAGGGUGAGGAAACAGGGAAACGGGGAAAACUGGGAAAACUGGGAAUAUCUGUGCUGGGAAUACUGGGAAAAUCUGUCCUGGGAGAAACUGGGAAAAUCUGUCCUGGGGAAACUGGGAAAAUCUGUCCUGGGAGAAACUGGGAAUAUCUGUGCUGGGAAAACUGGGAAAAUCUGGUUUUGGGGGGAUAAAACAGGGAAUAUCUGUCCUGGAAAAAUCUGUAAAUCUGUCCCGGGGAAAAGUGGGAAAUUUGGUCCUGGGGGAGCUUUUCCCAUAACAAAUCCCAGAGCGGGGGCAUUGGGGGGGGGGGGGGGGCAGUGCCGGUGUCCCCGCGGUGUCCCCGCGCGCUGCCAGCCGUGCCCCGUGUCCCCAGACCGGUCCCCUGGCACUCAAGUACCGCGUCCAGCCCUCCUGCAAGCGGCUCAAGCUGUGCCCGGCGCUGCCAUCCGAGGGCACCAACACCAGCGGCGCCUCCGAGUGCGAGUCGGGCAGCGACAAAGCGCAGAGUCCCGGGCUGGCAUCGCCCCCCGCCCUGCCCGGCCCCGGGCACGGCCCCCCCGGGCCCGCCCUCAACGGCUCCGCCUCGAACUGUCACCCGCUGCCACCCAGCUGCCACCCGCUGCCCCCCGCCCGCGGCCGCAAAACCGCCCUGAACGGCAGCGCGGGCUCGGCCCUGAGCUAAAAACCUCCGGGGGCUGCUGGAAACCCUCCUGGGACUCCGUAAAAUCCUUCUGAGACUCCGAAAAAUCCUCCCAGGACGCUGAAAACCCCUCCUGGGACUCCGUAAAAUCCUUCUGAGACUCCGAAAAAUCCUCCCAGGACGCUGGAAAAUCUUUCUGGGACUCCAAAAAAUCCUCCUGGGACUCUGGAAAACCCUCCUGGGACUCUGGAAAAUCAUCCAGGCACUCUGAAAAUCCUCCAGGGACUCCUACAACUCCUCCAGGGAUUCUGAAAAACCCUGCAGGGGCUGCUAAAAAUCCUCCUGGAACUCCUGCAGACCCUCUAGGGACUGCUCAAAACCCCCCAGGGAUUCCUAAAAGCCCCUCCAGGGAUUCCUGAAACCCCUUGCAGACCUCUAUAAAUGUGGGUGUGUACAUAGGGACAGAGCAGAGUUCUACGGAAUUAUUUUCUAAUUUAAACAAGCGGAGAAGACACAAAAAUGGCAGCAGAUAUUUUUUAAUGUGGUUUGGGUUGGUUUUGUUAGGUUUUUUGUUUGGUUUUUGUUUGGUUUUGGGGGUUUUUGGGGGGUUUGAGGUUUGGGUUUGACUCGUGGAAGCUGCAGCCCUCCCCCCCAUCCCCAGAGCUAGGAGCUGCCAAAUCCCCAAAUUCCCACAUUCCCAAAUUCCUAAAUUCCCACAUUCCUCCAUUCCCACUUUUCCUGGAGGUUUUUCCCUCUCCUCCUCCUCCUCCUCCCUCCUCACUGGGGCUGUGACCACACAGGUGAGGGCCAAGCACAAAACCCGAAACCCCAAAAAUUCCAAAAACCCCAGAGAUCCACCCGGGCUCUGCUGUGGGGUUUUAUUUCCCAUAUUUGUUUUUUUUUUUUUUUUGUUUUCUUCCAGGGUUUCACGCCCCAGCUCGGAGCUGCCAGCUCCAGCUGUUUCUGGAUCUCAUCCUGGGUGGUUUUUGGGUGAUUUAUUUGCUUUCCCUGAAGGCUCUGCCCUUCUGCACAGUAAAUUCGGGGUUUUUUGGGGGGUAUUUUCCUCCAGCUUGGUGGUGGCAGCACAAAUCCCCUGGAAUAUUUUCUAUUCCCAAGGUCCUGACAGCUCCAGGGAAAUCUGGGGGCACCCAAAGGUUGGGAUGGAGCUGCUCCCCGCUUCCCAUGAUCCCAAAUUUUAUUUUUUGGUGUCUUGCCCUUCCCAGCCUCUCCUCCUGCCCUCAUGAGUGAGGGUGAGUUUGUAAUAAAAUAAAAUAAAAAUAAAAAUCAGA